Batrachochytrium dendrobatidis JAM81 is the source of this 1008-nucleotide messenger RNA. RefSeq lists its product as uncharacterized. The record is from RefSeq and is a predicted model, not a curated record. Bases 1 to 1008 code for a protein of 335 amino acids. The transcript is spliced from 6 exons. Gene Ontology annotation, molecular function: ubiquitin binding; RNA binding. NCBI's taxonomy places the organism in Eukaryota, Fungi, Chytridiomycota, Chytridiomycetes, Rhizophydiales. Gene Ontology annotation, cellular component: nuclear pore. Gene Ontology annotation, biological process: RNA export from nucleus; transcription-dependent tethering of RNA polymerase II gene DNA at nuclear periphery.
AUGCAAGCCAAUGCCAAUAUUCCAGGCAUUCCUGUUUCGCAACCACCAAGCAAUACAGUCACUGGCUUAGCAUUCUCUCCACAGGCUGAUUUCCUAGCUGCAUCUAGUUGGGAUAACCAAACUAGAAUCUAUGAGGUCCAGCAGAACGGAACUGCCGUAGGAAAGGCUGCAAUCCAACACGAAGCACCGGUUCUGGAUGUCUGUUGGAGUAAAGAUGGAACCAAGAUUGUCUCGGUUGGAGCAGACAGAGCAGGAAGAAUGCUUGAUAUGCAUACGGGACAGUCUACACAAGUUGCUGGACACGACGCUCCUAUCAAGAGUUGUCGUUGGAUUGACGGCGUGCCGAAUCUAACCAACAUGCUAGUGACGGGAUCAUGGGACAAAACUGUCAAGUAUUGGGAUCUCCGAUCACAAGCACCAGCAUUCACACUCCAACUUCCUGAACGAUGCUAUUCGCUGGAUGUUGCAGGGCCGUUGAUGGUAGUAGGAACGGCUGAACGACACAUUCUUGCAUACAAUCUUAACAAUCCGUCAACACAAAUCAUAUCACCGCUCAAGUGGCAAACAAGAGUAAUUAGCUGUUUUCCUAGUUUUAAUGGUUAUGCAAUCGGAUCGAUUGAAGGUCGCGUUGCCAUCCAGUAUAUCGAAGAUCGUGAUGCUGAAAAGUGUUUUGCAUUUAGAUGUCAUAGAGAUGAAACCAAAGUAUAUCCAGUCAACUCUAUUUCGUUUCAUGCAACCUAUGGAACAUUGGCAACUGCUGGAGGCGAUGGAGCAUUUCAUUUUUGGGACAAGGACUCGCGGAUGAGGUUAAAGCUUGGACCAAAAGUGGGUAUGCCAAUUACAAGUACGGCGUUUAAUCGUAAUGGAACAAUUUUUGCCUAUGCUGUUGGCUAUGAUUGGCAAACCGGACAUGACUCUCCAUUUGCACAAUCUGGUGCUGUCCAUACGAGCAUUAUGUUGUUACCUGUUUCCAACGCAGAUAUUCAAUCUAAACCCAAGCAGCGAUAG